Suillus bovinus is the source of this 1521-nucleotide messenger RNA. RefSeq lists its product as uncharacterized. The record is from RefSeq and is a predicted model, not a curated record. The transcript has 5 exons. NCBI's taxonomy places the organism in Eukaryota, Fungi, Basidiomycota, Agaricomycetes, Boletales, Suillaceae. Bases 1 to 1521 code for a protein of 506 amino acids.
AUGCCCACUCCUGAUGAGUCUAAUGAUGCUAUGGGGGCUGCUACUGAGAAGAUUCUUGCCAUUCUGUCCAGAGCGGUGAAAUUGAAGGAAGGUCACCCUGAUCACCUGAAGUUGGCUGUGGAAGUCAGGGAAAUCAUGGUGGGUGUUCCUUCGCCAAGGCCAAGGUCACAUACCAACACAGGAAAAGGAGCAGACUGGGGUAUGGAGAUGGAGGAGACCACACCUGGUGUUGGCAGCAUUCAAUUGACAGAUUUGCCAAUGCCACAUAUGUUGAAACGGAAAGGCAAGGAGAAGGAUGUUGUGUUGCCAGGGCGGGAAUCCAAUUGCAAGGUAAACAGAGGCCAGAUACCUUCAAUGCAGAAGCGGAAGCGGGUAUUAAGUUUGAGCCCACCACCUCCAGAAACCGGUGCACACCAGCCUGAUGCCGCCAACACAAUUCGUCAGACUGAGACAUCAAAGCAGCACAAGGUACCUGAGAGUCCAACAUCGCCGGGUCACAAUUUGUCGAGGGAAGACAUCAAUGCAGAUUUGGGACCAAAGGUGCCAGGCUCUGAGCUUGUGGACGUUGCGCCAGGCAGAAACUUAAAUGUUCCCAUGCUCAUGCUAAUGUUAAGCCCAUGCCGAAGGACGAUCCUCGCCACACAUGUUCUGGGUCAUUGCGCCAUCAAGCAGCAGAAGCAAACAUCCCACGCCAUGCCAGACACUCACAGUGGCUCUGCCGUAGCACUCACACAGCAAUCCAUGGAAGUCAACAAUUCUGGAGAUUAUAUUGUCGAUGAGUUGCAGGCAAUGACCUUGCUCCAGAAUGAGUCAGUGGGAGUGGUCGCCAUGAAUGCCGAUCUGCAUGAAGUGGUCUCAGAACUGAGGGGAUUGAUUGCUCACCUCCAGGCCCAGCAUCUCGCCACAACAGAGCUGGUCGAUACACUAAAUGCAUGCAUUGCCACCCAGGAUAUCAACAUCCAUGCCUUGCAAGGCCUUCAUACUGAGGUUGCCGCAUUGCAAGAUUAUGUCAGGACACUGCAGGAGGAAUCGGCAAAUCGUGAUGAGAGUUUGUGGCGUGCUCAUGAGCAAAUUGCCCGGCAGGAACACACUUCUGGCAUCCUUCAGGAUACCUAUAAUUCAUUGCGACUUUGUGUUACUGGGCUAGCUCAGCAAUUGUCUGCCCCCUUCAACAACGCAUUGUAUCUUGCCAAUCUGGUGUAUGGCGCCAACCAAAACAUGAUGCCUGUCAGUGUUGGCCAGAUGGCAGCCAUGAAGGGCUUAUACCUCAACUUGCCUCCAGGCCACUCUGGAUUUGGUGGCCCAUCUAUUAGGAUCAUCCCCGGCGGUUCUGGAUUGGGUGGUCCUGUUGGGCAAUCUAUCAGCAACAAUGCCUGUGGUGCAUCUCUUAGAAACAUCCCUGGCACUUCAGGAUUGACCGGUCCCUCUGUUGGACCGUCUAUUAGCCAGGUUGCCAGUGGUUCUGGUUCAGGUGGAGAUACCCAACAUGGGCCAUCAUCAGGUGUGGAGCCACAGUCUUAG